CCUGCUUAGGUCCGGGGGUGCGGUCGUGCAAUAGGAAGCCGAGGGCGUUGCAAGCUUCCCUUCGGGCACCAGCUACCUGGCUCCACGUCCUGUCGGGUGCAUUCCACAGACACCCCCGGAUCCUCCACCUGUGGCCCCUAGAACUCCCUUCCCGCGUCCGCCAUGCCUCUCAGCCGCACUUUGUCCAUGUCCUCCCUGCCAGGACUGGAAGAUUGGGAGGAUGAAUUCGACCUGGAGAACACAGUGCUCUUCGAAGUGGCCUGGGAGGUGGCCAACAAAGUGGGCGGCAUCUACACGGUGCUGCAGACGAAGGCGAAGGUGACCGGAGAUGAGUGGGGCGACAACUACUACCUGGUGGGACCGUACACGGAGCAGGGAGUGCGGACCCAGGUGGAGCUGCUGGAGCCCCCGACCCCGGCUCUGAAGAGGACGCUGGACUCCAUGAACAGCAAGGGCUGCAAGGUGUAUUUUGGGCGCUGGCUGAUCGAAGGGGGCCCCCUGGUGGUACUCCUGGAUGUAGGCGCUUCAGCCUGGGCCCUGGAGCGCUGGAAGGGGGAGCUCUGGGACACCUGCAACAUCGGGGUGCCCUGGUACGACCGAGAGGCCAACGACGCCGUCCUUUUCGGCUUCCUCACCACCUGGUUCCUGGGUGAGUUCCUGGCCCAGAGCGAGGAGAAGCCGCACGUGGUCGCACACUUCCACGAGUGGCUGGCGGGUGUCGGGCUCUGCCUGUGCCGGGCCCGGCGGCUGCCUGUGGCUACCAUCUUCACCACCCACGCCACGCUGCUGGGCCGAUACCUGUGUGCCGGUGCCGUGGACUUCUACAACAACCUAGAGAACUUCAAUGUGGACAAGGAAGCAGGUGAGAGGCAGAUCUAUCACCGCUACUGCAUGGAGCGGGCAGCAGCCCAUUGCGCUCAUGUCUUCGCUACUGUGUCCCAGAUCACCGCCAUCGAGGCCCAGCACCUUCUCAAGAGGAAACCAGAUAUCGUGACCCCCAAUGGGCUCAACGUGAAGAAGUUCUCUGCCAUGCAUGAGUUCCAGAACCUCCACGCUCAGAGCAAGGCCCGAAUCCAGGAGUUCGUGCGGGGCCAUUUUUAUGGGCACCUGGACUUCAACUUGGACAAGACGUUGUACUUCUUUAUCGCCGGUCGCUACGAGUUCUCCAACAAGGGGGCCGACAUCUUCCUGGAGGCCUUGGCCCGGCUCAACUAUCUGCUCAGAGUCAACAACAGUGAGCAGACCGUGGUCGCCUUCUUCAUCAUGCCGGCGCGGACCAACAACUUCAACGUGGAGACCCUCAAGGGCCAGGCCGUGCGCAAGCAGCUCUGGGAUACGGCCAACACAGUGAAGGAGAAAUUCGGCAGGAAGCUUUAUGAAUCCUUGCUGGUGGGGAGCCUCCCGGACAUGAACAAGAUGCUGGACAAGGAGGACUUCACUAUGAUGAAGAGAGCCAUCUUUGCCACGCAGCGGCAGUCUUUCCCCCCUGUGUGCACCCACAAUAUGCUGGACGACUCCUCAGACCCUAUCCUGACCACCAUUCGCCGAAUUGGCCUCUUCAAUAGCAGCGCGGACAGGGUCAAGGUUAUUUUCCACCCGGAAUUCCUGUCCUCCACGAGCCCCCUGCUCCCCGUGGACUAUGAGGAGUUCGUCCGUGGCUGCCACCUUGGGGUCUUCCCCUCCUACUAUGAGCCUUGGGGCUACACGCCGGCUGAGUGCACGGUUAUGGGCAUCCCCAGUAUCUCCACCAACCUCUCCGGCUUCGGCUGCUUCAUGGAGGAACACAUCGCAGACCCCUCAGCAUACGGCAUCUACAUUCUGGACCGGCGGUUCCGCAGCCUGGAUGAUUCCUGCUCGCAGCUCACCUCCUUCCUCUACAGCUUCUGCCAGCAGAGCCGGCGUCAGCGCAUCAUCCAGCGGAACCGCACGGAGCGCCUCUCCGACCUUCUGGACUGGAAAUACUUGGGCCGGUACUAUAUGUCUGCGCGCCACAUGGCACUGGCCAAGGCCUUUCCGGAACACUUCACCUACGAGCCCCACGAGGCUGACACGACCCAGGGCUACCGCUACCCACGGCCCGCCUCGGUGCCGCCGUCACCCUCGCUGUCUCGGCACUCGAGCCCGCACCUGAGCGAGGACGAGGAGGACCCCCAGGACCAGCUGCCGAAUGAGGAAGGCGAACGCUACGACGAGGAGAAGGAGGCCGCCAAGGACCGGCGCAACAUCCGAGCCCCCGAGUGGCCGCGCCGCUCCAACUGCACCUCUUCCAGCGGCGGGAGCAAGCGCAACUCGGUGGACACGGCGCCCUCCAGCUCGGCCAGCAGCCCCAGCGAGCCCCUCAGCCCCGCCAGCUCCCUGGGCGAGGAGCGCAACUAAG
Molecule: messenger RNA, 2377 nt
Organism: Eptesicus fuscus (big brown bat)
Lineage: Eukaryota; Metazoa; Chordata; Mammalia; Chiroptera; Vespertilionidae
Gene: GYS1
Product: glycogen synthase 1
Exons: 16
Coding region: 163-2376 (737 amino acids)
Biological process (GO): glycogen biosynthetic process
Cellular component (GO): cytoplasm
Molecular function (GO): alpha-1,4-glucan glucosyltransferase (UDP-glucose donor) activity
Source: RefSeq, a predicted model, not a curated record